ACAAGUUAGUUUACUGUAACUGGGCUGCGUUCUUAGUCGCCAACGUAAAUACUGUUUUUGCGUCCGCCAAAAGAAGACUAUUGAUUGAAUUUUUCUACAUUGCAAGAUUAUGUUUGCCUACAAACGACUUUUUCUUCAUUGGAAAGGUAUCGAGCAACAUUCGGAUUGAGAAUGUCUGAUCGGCACCCCCUACUGACCAGACACGAGACUCCGGUCGACUGCAUGGUCAUAACGAUAUGUACCGUCACUGGAGGUUAAUUCAUGUACCGCAAUGUGAAGCUCAAAGGAGCUAUUCUGUGCACCCAUCUCCAAUUACCUAGGUAGGUAUGUUCCACAGAUCAUGAUGAUGUCAUUCCUCGUUCUUCUCUGAUGAAAUCAUUCCCUUCGGGUACCUAAUCAACGACCACGGGGGAAACAGCUAGAACACCAAAACCUUCUUUGUACUCGAAAAGACGCACAAGAAAAAGAAGAUCAAAUCGGGGACACGACAAUAUUCGCUGUAGAAUAUGUCAGAUACAAAUAAGUCGAACGAAACGGCUGGUGAGCCGCUGUCCACCAAGAACCGAGUCCUUUUGGCAGGUGCAGCAGCUAUGCAGGAUUUCGCCCCCGUGAACAACAUAUGCGCGCAUCUCAACGCCUUUCACGUCUACGCAUCAGACACCAGCCGCUUCGUCGAGGCGAACCACUACUGCGGCCACGUGAACGACGAAGUGCGCCAGUGCAUCCUGUACGACAAGCCGGGCCCCGGCGCGCGCAUCAUCGGCAUCGAGUACAUGAUCACCCCGCGGCUGUACGAGACGCUGGACCGCGCCGAGCGCCGCCUCUGGCACUCCCACGUCUUCGAGGUCAAGUCCGGCAUGCUUAUAAUGCCGCAGCCCGCGGGCUCGCUCGUGCCGGCCGCUGCCUGGGAUGCCGUCGAGAACAAGGAGAUGGAGCAGGUGGUCGAGCUGUACGGCAAGGUUUAUCAUCUGUGGCAGGUCGACCGCGGCGACGAGCUGCCGCUGGGCGAGCCGCAGCUCAUGACGAGCUUUACGGCGCCGGGGCAGUUUGAUUUUGACAAGCACGUCCGGGAAAGGGAUCGCAAGUUUGGUGUCGACUAUGACAGGAAGGCGGAGGCUAGGAAGGAUAUCAAGGAGCCUCAGAUUCACCCCGAUGCUGAUGCUGCGUGGCAAAAGCCUAGCUCUUGAUUCUCGUUGUACUUAUCCAGGGUAAUCCGGGUUGGGAGUUAAUAUUAUAGGCGGUCAAGGCUUACAAAACCUCAU
This is a messenger RNA of Pyricularia oryzae 70-15, 1262 nucleotides long. RefSeq lists its product as uncharacterized. The coding region runs from base 507 to 1187 and encodes 226 amino acids. Lineage: Eukaryota; Fungi; Ascomycota; Sordariomycetes; Magnaporthales; Pyriculariaceae. The record is from RefSeq and is a predicted model, not a curated record. The transcript is spliced from 3 exons.